This is a messenger RNA of Vanessa atalanta (red admiral), 4932 nucleotides long. RefSeq lists its product as uncharacterized. The coding region runs from base 220 to 3192 and encodes 990 amino acids. NCBI's taxonomy places the organism in Eukaryota, Metazoa, Arthropoda, Insecta, Lepidoptera, Nymphalidae. The record is from RefSeq and is a predicted model, not a curated record. The transcript is spliced from 20 exons.
GCGAUCGCACGCGUACGUUCACUAACAGUGUUGUGCUUUUAAGUCGAGUCGAGUCUUGAAGUUUUGUGACCGCGUUCGAAAAUCAAAUACAUUGAACGUGUUCUGUUUUGAAAUAUACAUAACGAGUGAAAAAAAAGUGUUUUAAAAAUUAAAAAUAAAAACAUAAAAUGAGUGUACAGUUCUAAAAGAAAAAAAAAAAAAACUGUCUAAAAACUAAAAAUGUCUAUUAAAAGUGACAGUGUAAAAUUAACACUAUUAGUUCUAAUUAAUUUCGUAAUAAGAAACAAUUGUGAUGUUGACAUAAGUGAAAAUGUAGACGAAGGUACAAAAACAGUCGAUCACAUGACGAGAGACGAAACGAGGUUCGACUACGACGAAUAUCCAAACGUAGACAAAGACUACGAAGCAAAAUUAACAAAUACGGAAGAAUCGAAAGAAUCCAAAGACAACGAAUCAGUUUCCAGAGAAUACAACGAAAGAUUAACAACGGACAACACACCGACGACAUUGACAGAAGAAUCACACGGAGACGUUGAAGUUAGAGAAGAAUAUGACGCUGUCAACGGUGAAAAUCGAGAGGAACACAACGAUCAAUUAAGAACUACGUAUCAGGAUGUCACGGAAACCGCUACUAGUUAUUCAGCUGUAUCAGACAGCAAUGUCUAUAGAGAGACUCUUCUAGAAGAUUUUAACAGUUUAAAAGGAUUUAAUUCACAGGUGGAAACCACAUCACAGGCAACAACGCGGUCUAUGGAGAGCAUCGAAGACACGUCUCCGGUUGAUGAGGAUUAUGAAAACAGCGGUGCGAGGAACCCCAAAACUGAAUCUGACAAGCAACCAGUUGACAAGAGACUGUACGAGAAAACCCGUCCAGUACCAGCCCUGAGCAAGAGUUCGACAUUGAAAUCAUGGCUGGAGGAUUCUUGGCUACGACCUCCCGCUGGGAUCCUGGUGCCGUUACGACCCUUGGCUCUGAACAGGGCUUUAGGGGUCUGGAACGACUUGGCAGAAGAAGGGUUGAAUGUUACCGAUAUCGUCAUCGUCGGCUACGAUUCAAAUGGAGUCAACUGGAGAUCACGUCACAACCUACAGCCGACGAGCUCGAACAGCGGCGAGAGAACCGUAUCGGAGGCACUAUCGAAACUACUACUGAAAUAUCAAGGCGUCUACACAGACGGAAGUAACGAUGGUACCAUGCGAGCGCUCGCUUCAGCUGCUAAACUGGUACCAUACGACAGUGCAUUGUUCGUGGUCACGGAUAAGGGCGCGGGCGAUCCGCAGAGGCUACCGCUUGCUCUGAGGGCUUUAGUGGAAAAAAGAUUAAAGGUAUAUACCAUAUGGACGGACCCAACUCAUCCAUCGGCCGAAUCGGAGCUGGCUCUUCAGGAUCUAAGGAACAUAUCCUCCCAUACAGAGGGUGAAGUUCUUCCAUAUUCCUUGCAAAUAAUGAGCGAAGAGAGUUCGAGCAACCUUGCAUCAGAAACAGAUCUACAGGAAUGGGAACCAAUGACAGCACCAGGACCGAGGCGCGCCAAGUUUAUCAACCAACCGGCUAUCGACACAUUUGACAUGCUGUUGGUGAGACGAGGUAGCGAAGAAGCAAUAACCUGGGGUAUACCAGUGGAGAAUGGGGUGACGGUGUUGAGGAUCCUCAUCGAAGGUGACGUGGACCACGCCGUAUUGUAUCCACCGAGUGACGCGCCACAAAUCGACAUAUACAAUCAAACAUCAAUACAAUUGUUCUCGUCGACAUCCAAGACCGCCAGCCAGAAUCCCAGAGACGUGUUCCUCGUCUUUCCGGGAUCCACGUUGGACUUCGAUGGCUUGUCAGUAUUGCCGGCGAAGUCGUCGAGUGCGGACGUAUCAUCGCUAGUCGGGAUGUGGCAUUUGAGCGUACGUUGCGUUACGUGUAACUACAGGCUGAGUGUCAGCGCGCGGACAGAUCUGCACUUCUACGUUGAGAUUGAACCAAGAGAUCUGUUGAAACUUCGUGUGAUGGGACCGGUUGCGAGUGUCAGAGAAUCUGCUCUGAUCGACGAAUACGGAUUGGAACUGGCCAAGCUGCCCUUCAGUUACCAGCCAGCUGCUGACUCUGAUCACGAUAAAGACCCCAUGUCAGAUAUACUAGCUGACAUCCCGAUGCCAAGCGUCACGAGUACCGAGACAUAUGUCAAGAUAUUGGGACGUGAUAUAUACGGGGAACCGUUCGUCCGAGUGGCUGGACCUUUGAACCACCACGCAGAAGUGAGAAUGGGAAGAUCAGCGUCGAUUAAAUUCCCUGAAUCUAUUAACGACCUUGAAGAGGUCGAAGAGAUUAAUUCUAGUAUAUACAAUGGAAAACUUCAAUACAAUGACAGUAAUCUUCUACCAUUCGGACAGGCAACUACACAGGUAGUUAACCAAAGGGGGUCAAUUUUGACGUCAGUCCAGAUCGGUUUAAGCACUAAAAUAUACGGAGCACCCAGAGAUCGACUGCAGUUAUACUACGAAGUCACAAACUUCAGGGAACAAUCGGUCAGGUUCAACUUCGAAGCAGUCGGAGAGUUAAGAUUCUUAACCGGAUUGGAGCCUAGUUCGCAAACAAUAGCUUCAGGACAAACCGCAACUAUUAUAGUUAGUCUGACGAUCAAUCAGAAUGCUCAACCUGGAGCAAGGGACCUCAUAACAUUCACAGCUUUCGGUUUAGAUCAAGUAUCAAUAUCGACAUACGUCUACGUGACGAACCCUGGGGAGACUAUACGAGAUGUUGGUGCACCGGAAAUGAGACACAACUUCCAAGGAUCCUGUUUAGGGAGACAGGGGAGCGACUGCUCUGAGCACGUUUGGUCGGCGACCAUCAUCGCCAGAGAUCCCGUUGGAGGUCUACUCCGUCUAACGUCAUCACCACUUGGCCUGGUAUAUGACAGCAAUUUCAUUUCCGGCGCUAGAAGCGAGGUGAUGGCGUCAUACAGAGCGACCUGCUGCGCCCCAAGAGUCAUCGUCAACGCCGUCGAUGCAUUCGGAAACGCUAACAGCUAUACCAUCGAUAUUUCAAAUUAUAUAAACGAAGCCGGCAUAGCAGCGAUCGCUUUGGGAGUAAUAUUGAUUAUCGUAUUACUAGUACUAAUAAUCUUCUUUAUAUAUUGGUGCGUCAAACGCCGGAAGGAGUCCAGAGAACUACCUACAUACACGACAUCUAGAAAUAUUAAUUAAAAACGCGAUUAACAAAGCAAAUUAUAUAUAAAAAUAAUUGUAAAGUUUUUUUUUUUUUUUAUUUAUAUGUAGGUUCAAGUAUUAAACAAACGGCCAAUGCGAUUGAUUUUUUUUUUUCAAUAUAUUUGGAGAAAUACUGAAACUAAGCUAAAGCCAAUAAUGCAAAUAGAUAGAUUAACACGUAAUAUCUGAACUGCAGCGACGUAACGCACCUCUUUAGUCCAUCGAUCCUCGAGACGUAUCCACUUGUCACUUUACGUUAUGUCUAACCCAUAGACGUUUAAAGAACUAGAUGCACUAAUAUCACUGUGGUAGAGAUAUAUACACCAGUCAGAUUCAUUGUAAAAUCACCGAAAUCAGACUACAAAUUUCUAAAUCAUUUAACGUUUAAUUUACCUCCUCCAAUAUAUAACUUAUACAAGAAAGCUGAAGAGAGUUUGUAUGUUGAACUAAUCUCUAGAACUACAAGUCUUAAUAGCCUAAUAAAGGAAGGCAAUGGGCUAUUUAACAUCACGCUAUAGCCACGACGGAUACGGAACGUUAAACGCGGAUGAAACUAAACCGCCAAGUUACCCAAAAAAGCAAUUACUGAAACACAUAUUACUGUCAAAACUUAAAAAAAAUCGUUUAAAUAUAGAAUAUAUCAUAAGUUACCUUUAUAAAGUAAAUAUCAUUAAAAGAAAAUAUAUUAUUAAAACAAGAAACUAAUAAUAAUAAUAAGAUAUUUAUUGUCAACAAUAUUACUUUAAUAUAUCUUUGAUUAUAAAAGUUACUUAGCGGUUCUUUGUUAAACAUCGCUAUCUCUUUUUCUGUCAUAUCGAUUUGAUAUACGAUGGAAAGAGACAAAGCAUUAGAGCGCGUUACGACUUCGUGUUACGACCUCUUGGGCGCCAAUUCUAUGAAUAAAUUAUCGUUGUAUCGCAAUCGAAUCGAAAUGUCAUCGUUGACGUUCACCCGUUUACCUAUUCUGCUAACAGUAUAAUUCAGUCCAAUCAAAGUUAGAUCGGAAUAUAAUCUGCAUCGUAUCAACAGUAACAGCCUGUUAUUUCCUAUUGGUAGGCUAAGGCUUCCUCUUCUUAUGGGCAAAAGAUAAGCAUAUUCCACCACGCUGCUCCAAUAAAAAAAUUCGACACAUGCAGGUUUCCUCACGAUGUUUCCCUUCGCCACCGAGCACGAGAUUAAUUAUAAACACAGAUCGUACAAUAGAGAUUAUAUCGUAAUCAAUAUAAACAAGUACAAUUCGUCCUCAGAUUAAGCCGAGUUUUAUUUUUGUAAAGAAUAUUCGAAGUUGGAUCGUAAUAUAAUCGGAAACGUGUCAUAACAUGUCGUUGGAAACUAAGAUGUCAUAUCCCUUGUGCCUGUAGUUACACUGGCUCACUAUGCAUUGCUGCUUGAUGGAGUAUGUGAGUAGGGCUUGCACAAAACCCUACCACAAAGUGAUAAAGAUCUGUUCACUUACAAAAGCGCGCCCAUCCACGUUAAAUAUCAACGUGCAUAAGUGUGGGUGACGCUCGUACUUACUGGAUGUCUUGAAUUAGUGUGCGUGAGAUGACUAAAAGUACAGAUAGCAAAAAAUAAUACAAAUUAGAUUAUAUUUGUUAACGUACACCGAUAAUUUUACUUGACGGGAGUGAACAGAUUUAUAUUUUAAAGUACUAGCUGUGCCCGCGACUUCGUGCGCGUUGUAUGAAUUUAAGUUACUCGGAUAUUGUAGCGUGAUUUCAUUUUUACUCUAUAUAU